This is a messenger RNA of Verruconis gallopava, 270 nucleotides long. RefSeq lists its product as uncharacterized. The record is from RefSeq and is a predicted model, not a curated record. Lineage: Eukaryota; Fungi; Ascomycota; Dothideomycetes; Venturiales; Sympoventuriaceae. The transcript has a single exon. Bases 1 to 270 code for a protein of 89 amino acids.
AUGUCACAGAGUAUUCAUUCGCGUGGAACCCAUGACCGCUCCUCACUCGAUGGCUUCCCGAUGGAGGCGCGCACGGUCAGUCUCAUCGCGGCCAUCGUUCCCGAUCUGGUCAUCAAGGAGUUGGCGAUAGUACCUGAGAUUUAUGUCCGACUGUUCCCCAUGCAUGAUCUGCUCAGUGGGAAGGCUGGUAAGAAUAACCGGCGACAAACAUUUGCCGAUCCAGGUGUAGAAAGACGAUUUUUUGGGAACGCCGACGGGUUUGUCUUUUGA